AUGUGGAAGUCCCCUGAGGCAGCCUCCUCGGAGGAGCAGAAGGAAAUAGGAGGUAGAAUAACUAGUGUAGAGAAAGCUGAAGAAGCAAAAUUAAAAACAAGGUGUCCUCAUCUGGGACAAAAGCCUGGAGGUUCAGAUUUCUUAAGGAAACAAUUGCAGAAAGGGAAAAAAUAUUUUGAUUCUGGGGAUUAUAACAUGGCUAAAGCAGAAAUGAAGAACAAGCAACUUCCUACUGCAGUUCUAGAUAAGACAGAAGUCACUGGUGACUACAUUCCCACUCCACAGGACCUUCCUCAGCAGAAACCGUCUCUUGUUGCUAGCAAGCUGGCUGGCUGA
This is a messenger RNA of Odobenus rosmarus divergens (Pacific walrus), 336 nucleotides long. Its product is annotated as cAMP-regulated phosphoprotein 19-like. Lineage: Eukaryota; Metazoa; Chordata; Mammalia; Carnivora; Odobenidae. The record is from RefSeq and is a predicted model, not a curated record. The transcript has 2 exons. The coding region runs from base 1 to 336 and encodes 111 amino acids.